Momordica charantia (bitter melon) is the source of this 1811-nucleotide messenger RNA. Its product is annotated as pentatricopeptide repeat-containing protein CRR2, chloroplastic. Gene Ontology annotation, biological process: RNA modification. Gene Ontology annotation, molecular function: RNA binding; protein binding. The record is from RefSeq and is a predicted model, not a curated record. Lineage: Eukaryota; Viridiplantae; Streptophyta; Magnoliopsida; Cucurbitales; Cucurbitaceae.
GACAUCAUCAUCGUCAUACCCAUAAAUCGCCACGUCGUCCGGUAGCGGAAAAAAGAUCGGCGUUUUUUUCCGCUGGCGCCAUAUAUUCAAACAAUAAGCUUUUACCGGCAUUAACGAUUCUAUCUGUAAUUGUAUCAGGUUUUUGCUUCGAAGAUCCCAAUGCGCGGGCUUCGCCGGCGACUUUCGCGAACUCUUGUGUUGAAAAACCAACCAUUCUUCAGAUUUCUAAGAUUCUUCCUCAGCGAUCGAAGUCCUGGGGAGUACCGUCGCGAUUCAUACGAUUACACUAACCUAUUACAGCAUUGUAGAACCAUCAGGAGCGUUCAAGAACUACACGCCCAAAUCAUCGUUGAAGGUCUCGACCAAAACGGAUUCCUAGCCACGAAAUUAAUCGGCAAAUACGCCGAGCAUGGCGACUCGAAAAUGGGAGUUGCACGGAAGGUGUUCGACAGAUUGGUUGAGAGAGAUGUGUUCGUGUGGAACGUGGUGAUUCGAGGGUACGCCAAUUGGGGACCGUUUGAUGAAGCCCUCAACCUGUUUGAUGAAAUGCGAGUCAAUGGCGCACCCACCAAUCGUUACACAUUCCCUUUUGUGUUGAAGGCAUGUGGCGCUAUGAAGAACAGGGACAAGGGGAAGGUUGUUCAUGGACACGUUUUGAAAUCGGGGUUGGACUUGGAUUUGUUCGUGGGCAAUGCUCUGAUCGCGUUUUAUGCCAAGUGCCUGGACAUUGAAACAACUAGGAAGGUGUUUGAUGAAAUGCCUCUGAAAGAUAUUGUUAGUUGGAACUCUAUGAUUGCUGGGUUUACUUCAAAUGGGAAAGUGGAUGAAGCCAUCAUGCUUUUUCAUGCCAUGGUGCAUAAUCAAGGUGCUUGCUCACCUGAUAAUGCUACUCUUGUUGGGAUUCUGCCUGCUUGUGUUUCAAAAUCUGCCGCCCAGGUCGGCUUCUGGGUCCAUUCCUAUGUUAUAAAGACAGGAAUGCAAGUUGGUGCUCCUUUGGGUAGUUGUCUCAUUUCAAUGUAUGCCAACUGUGGUCAUGUGAACAUUGCUAGAGAUGUUUUCAACCGAAUCGACGACAAAAACGUCAUCGUAUGGAGCGCGGUUAUCAGGUGUUACGGAAUGCAUGGUCUUGCUGAUGAGGCACUAACCAUGUUCACUAGUUUGGAAGAAGUUGGCCUGAAACCAGAUGGUGUGAUCUUCUUGAAUCUGUUAUCGACAUGUAGUCAUGCAGGGCUCGUUGCUAAAGGCCGCCAGAUAUACGAAAAAAUGGAGACUUACGGUGUGGAAAGGAAAGAGGAACAUUAUGCGUGCAUGGUGGAUCUCUUAGGUAGGGCUGGUUUUGUUGAUCAAGCAGUCAAGUUCAUUGAGGGCAUGCCAAUGCAGGCGGGGAAAGAUGUGUAUGGCGCGUUGCUUGGCGCUUGUCGAAUACAUAACAACAUAGAAGUAGCCAAAGAAGCUGCGGAGAAGCUGUUCGUUCUGGAUCCCGAAAACGCGGGGCGAUACGUGAUCUUGGCUAGUAUGCAUGAAGAUGCAGGACAGUGGGAAGAUGCUGCAAAACUAAGGAAGUUGCUGAGAGAUAGGAAGAUUAAGAAGCCAGUUGGUUGCAGUUCAAUUGAGAUAGAUAGGAUCCAUCAUGUGUUUGGGAAGGAGGAUGAAUCUCACCCCUUCAGUGAACAAAUUUUUGACACAUUGGAGAAACUAGAAAGGAUAAUGGAGGAAGAUUUUGAACCUGUUUAACUUUAACUUCAGUUAUUCCACACAUUCAAAUGAAAGCAAAAGCUUUUGUGCCAGUUUUUGUAGAAUGCACUUGUAUA